UCAACAACUUUAAAAUAUUUUUGUAAAUUUAUUUUUUAGUUUUAGGUAGACACAACAUCUUUAUUUUAUUUUUAUGUGGUGCUGAGAAUCGAACCCAGUGCCUCACCCAUGCUAGGCGAGCAUGAUACCACUUGAGCCACAUCCUCAGCCCACAACUUUAAAAUAUUAAAAAAAUAAAAAUAAAAAAAUAAAGGACUGGGGGAGUAGCUUAGGUACAGUGCCCCAAGAUUCAAUCCCUGGGACCAAAAAACAAAAGCAAAACAAAAAGAUGUGAAAGACUAAUACCUCCUCACUCCAGUCUGGUUUUUCUUCCACUGAAAUGCAGAAUUCUUUGUAGGGGAUGGUCCACCAGCUGGCUGACUUGGGGUUUCUAUUGAAAACUCUUUAAGCGGUAGGGGGAACUCCUACUGCCUUACACUAUGUUAAUUACUGAAGGAUUUACAGAUUUAUCCAGUAAUAACUCCUACCAUUCUCCCUCAAAAUAAUCUUUUCAUGAUUCUGCUGUCAAUGUUAUGACAGUUUUCAGCAUUAAGGGAUGUGUUUUGUGCUUCUCCCCAUUGAGUUUUACUUAUUUUACAACUUAUCCAUUUUUUUUUAGCCCAUGUAUUUUUACAUCUCAUUUUUGAAGCCAUUAAACCUUGAAAUAGAAUGGUUCCCAGCAAAAUUCCCCUUGGGAUUCUGCAUAGUCUUUUCCUUGAGGUUGAUCCCAAAUCUAUAAGCCAAGAAGAGUCUGCUGUUCUCAAACUAAAAUAAGAAAAGGCCACAAUUUUCUAAUUUGCUGAGUAAAAUGUAGUUGGAGAGAACUGAAAGCUUUUCAGAAAUUGAAUUAUACUUGCAAUCUCUCUCCUUUAUCUUUUUCCAUUAUGAACACUAGGUUCCUUAAAAAGUUAAGCUAUCAAAAAGAUUGAGGGUUUUGUAGAUGUAUCUGGGAGGUCCAGACCUCUCUUAGUGAUGGGAAAGUUGGCUAUGUGAAGGAUUAUGUGAAAACAUAAUAAGAAAAGAAAUCCCCAGGCUCAGUAGCACAUACCUGUAAUCCCAGCAACUCAGGAGGCUGAGGCAGGAGGAUUGCAAGAUCGAAGCCAGAGACCCUGUCUCAAAAUGAAAUAAAAAGAGCUGGGUAUGGUGGCCCACACCUGUAAUCCCAGUGAUUUUUGAGGCUGAGGCAAGAGGAUCAUAAGUUCAAAGCCAGCAUCAGCAACAGUGAGGUGCUAAGCAACUCAGUGAGACCCUAUCUCUAAAUAAAAUAUAAAAUAGGGCUGGGGAUAUGGCUCAGUGGUUAAGUGUUCCCCCUGAGUUCAACCCCCAGUACCGCCCCCCCCCACCCCCGCAAAAAAAAGGUCUGUGGAUGUAGCUCAUUGGUAUAGCAUCCCUGGGUUCCAUUGCCAGUACAAAAAAAGGAAGAAAGAAAGAAAGAGAAAGAAAGAAAGGCAACUCUUCUGUCAUUGACAGAAUUUACCUCAAGACUGUUCUAGUCAAGGGGCUUUUUGUUUGGUUUGGGUAUACAGUGUCCAUCUUUUGGUUUUCAGACAAUAGUGAGAAUAUCUAGGGAGCUAUUGAUGCAUAUUGAGGUUUCUUGCUUUAGGAACUGAUGACCCUCAAUGAUGUGGCUGGGGACUUCAGGGAAGAGUGGGUUACCUGGACACUGCUUAAAGAAUUCUCUUCAGGGAUGCCACCCAGCACAGUUAGAAGAAUGGGCUCUCAAAGGGAUUUCUAGACCAAGUGUAAUCUCCCAGCUGGAGCAGAAAGAAGCACCAUGGGUUCUACCACUACAAAACUUUGAAACAAUGACAAUCCUAAGGAAAAGUCACACAGACUUUGACCAUCAGGUGGCAAAACUCAGUCAGGACAUUUCUGAAACAACAGAACAAUGUGGAACAUCCUCAGAAAGGACCAAUAAAAAUAUUUCUCAUGUUCCUAAUUGGGGAGGAAACUGGGACAGGGCCCUUGAAGUAGGAGAGCAACAUAGAAUGCUUCCAGGAGAGGGCCAGCAGGAGCCCUUUGCACAGGCCAGGGAUUUAAACAAGUUCCUGCGUGGAUAUGUAGGAAAGAAGCCUAUGUGUGCAGAAUGUGGGAAAAGCUUUAACCAGAGUUCUUAUCUCAUAAGACACCUAAGAACCCAUACUGGUGAGAGACCUUAUAAAUGCAUCGAGUGUGGGAAAGGCUUCAAACAGAGCUCAGACCUCGUCACUCAUCGCAGAACACACACAGGAGAGAAGCCCUACCAAUGCAGCAAGUGUGAGAAAAAAUUCAGCGACAGCUCAACUCUCAUCAAACAUCAGAGAACCCACACAGGGGAGAGACCUUAUGGGUGCCCAGAGUGUGGGAAGACUUUUGGACGGAAGCCACACCUCACAAUGCACCAAAGAACCCACACAGGAGAAAAGCCCUACACGUGCCUCGAAUGUCAUAAAAGCUUCAGUCGAAGCUCAAAUUUCAUCACCCACCAGAGGAUUCACACAGGCGUGAAGCCUUACAGGUGUAACGACUGUGGGGACAGUUUUAGCCAGAGCUCAGAUUUGAUUAAGCACCAACGAACCCACACAGGAGAACGGCCUUUUAAAUGCCCAGAGUGUAGGAAGGGCUUCAGAGACAGUUCUCAUUUUGUAGCACACAUGAGUACUCACUCAGGAGAAAGGCCUUUCAGUUGUCCUGAGUGCCACAAAAGUUUCAGUCAGAGUUCCCAUCUGGUUACACACCAGAGGACACAUACCGGUGAGAGACCUUUUAAGUGCAAAGACUGUGGGAAGGGAUUUGCUGAUAGCUCUGCCCUCAUUAAGCACCAACGAAUCCACACAGGAGAAAGACCCUACAAAUGUGGCGAGUGUGGAAAGAGCUUCAAUCAGAGCUCCCAUUUCACUACCCACCAACGCAUUCACAUAGGAGACAGACCCUACCCCUGUCCCGAAUGUGGCAAGACCUUCAACCAGCGUUCCCAUUUUCUCACGCACCAGAGAACACAUACAGGAGAAAAACCAUUUCACUGUAGUAAAUGUGAUAAGAGCUUCCGGCAGAAAGCUCAUCUCUUAUGCCAUCAAAACACCCAUUUGAUUUAGGAAAUGGUCUUUAGUGGUUCUGCUAUUACUUUUCAAAUUUCCAUUGCUACUGUCUUCAGAUACCCCAAAUAGAGAAAACCUGGGCAUUGGUGACUCAAGUCAGACCCUAAUCUGUUCUCUUUCUUUUCUGUGUUACAAUGAAGAGGAUGAACUUAUAGGGUCCAAAUAAUGUUCUGAACACAAAAGACAUUACUUCAGUGUAUGUAACUCACCCUUAGGGAAAUAUGUGUUUAAAUGAUUAAUGUCUGGUUACUAGAGGUGAAAGGAAUGUGGCCUAGAGAUCUCAUGUAAACCAUCUGGUACAGUGCCUGGCACAAAGUAGGUGCUCGAUGAUUAAUAUUUGAGGUCUUGGGCUGUGGGUAUAGUCUGUCUAUGAGGCCUCUGAAUUUGAUCCCCAGCACUGCUAAAAAAACAAAAACAAAAACAAAAAAAAUAUUUUUUGAGUUCUUAUAUAAAGUCCUUAAAAGCAGUGUCUGGGCCUUAAAAGAUAUUCAAUAUAAUAUAAUAUAAUAUAAUAUAUAUAAUACAGUCUAUAACUCAAUAAGAAAUUUAUAAUUCAAGCCACUCUAGUUCAGAACUUACAAGGUCUGGGGUCUGAACACCUAAAUUUAAUAAAAUGGAAACUCUCUCUUACUAGUGCUAUACAGGCUUUAGUCACCAGAUGUCUCAUCACCAUGACAAGGCAGAAUUACCAUAGAGGAUGUUUGUGGUUUUGUGACUUAGAGGCUAAAAGAAUCUCAGAUCUCUUUGUAGGACAGUGUGUGAGGUUUUUCCACUAUAGGUUUGCUGUCAUUUGAGGCAUAGAAAAUGAUGAACAAGCCAGAAGGACCUGGAGGAAGACUGUAAAACUGUGGAAGCAAAAUUGCUGAAAAUGUCAAAUGAUAUUACAGGAAUCCUUCCUGGCAUUUAGCUAAAGGAAGCAAUCUUGUUUUCUAAUUUGCUGGGUCAUUGUGUCCCUUUACUUUUAAGUUAAUGCAACUCUCUGACCCUUGUAGGGCCAUUCAUUUUAUGCACUAGAACAUUCCUAUAUUUAAUUGAAAUAAAUCAAGGGAAGUCAGGUUAUUGGAAAGAACACUGACUUCAUUGAGAAGGUAAAGUGUUUGAGUCCUAGCCCUGGCCCUUAAAUUUGCUAGACUUUUAUCUCCUCUCAAGCCUGAGUGAUACUUAACUUACCUUCCGCCCAAGGUUUUAUUUAUCUGAAAUACAUGCGGGUUCGUGCACACACACACACACACAUUUUGUUGUUGAAUUAUAAAUGUAAUGUCUCUAGAGUUUCUUGUUAAACUACUAUUACUAAUGUCUUUUUUUUUUUCCCAGGAAAUUCUGGCUAUGUCUCUAGGUGUCCCUCAGUCUUAUAAUGAGGAACUUUUUUUUUUAAUCUAUUGGAAAACUAAGGUGCAAAAAUGGUAAAUGACAUGACUCAUUAGUUCACAUGGUUAUAAAAGAGCCAGAUCUGGUUCCUGGUGACUAGGUUUCCAAUCUGCGGUUCUUUCUCUUCAACAACAUGGACCAGACCAGGUCUAGGAUUUGUUAGUGCCUCUGGGACACAGAACUGGAGGAAUCAUAUUCCAUCCAUUAAGCACUGUGGAUUUAGAAAUGACUGAGGGAUGUAGUCCAAUUCUGAGGGAGCUUUACAGGAUCCUAGGCUGGGGUCUUUGAUUCUGAUGGAAUAAGAAUGGAGGGCUAAGGGUGCAAUGAGCUAAGGAGGGAACUGAGUGCUCAUCGCUUUUUUUUUUUUUUGGUGGUGUGGGGCCCUUUGUUUUGAUAAUGGGGAUUGAGUCCUUGGUUGCUCUACCACUGAGUACUUCUUAUUUUUUAUUUUGAGACAGGGUCUUGCUACAUUGCUGAGGCUGGCCUUAAAUUUGCAAUCCUCCUGCCUCUAAAUCACUGGGAUUAUAGGUGUGUGCCACCACACCCUCCUUCUUUUCUCUCUUCUUAUGAUGUUAGUAGCCAUUGGUAAUCCCUUAUUUUAUUUGGGGUUGCCAAAUGGUAACAUUUUAUUCCAAUCAUUUCUUCUUCAUUUAUUAGCUGGAAUAUUUCUAUAAAGACCACUCUCCUUUAUCUACUAUGUGGUUCCUUUGAAAUAUAGUUUGCAUAGGAAUAGCACAAUAAUUGCCUGAUUAACCAGGCACAGUGACUUGGGAGGCUGAGGCAGAAGGAUUGAAAAUUCAAGGUCAGCCUUAGUGACUUAGUGAGGUGAUCAGUAACUUAGUGAGAUCCUAUCUCAAAAUAAAAAAAAAAAAGCGGGGACUAGGGGCUUAGCACAGUGGUAAAGGGCCACUUCAAUCCCCAGUUUAAAAAUAAAAAAGUAGCUGCCUGAUUAGAACUCUCUGACUUUUUUAAUAUUGCCAUCUAAAUUUUGGCCUCCAUGACCCACAUCUCUAAGCCCCUUUCCAUUGACAGACCCUGUCUGAUGGGAAAUUUCUAAAUGCAUAAAUCUCAUAAUAAUUUUCCUCCCGUACUUCCUUCUAGUUUGUCUAGGUCCCUCAUAAAACAUUGUGCUAAAGAGUGAUUUCUUAGGGAUGGAAUCUCUAGCUUGCCAAUUAAUAUUUCUUAAUACUUUCCUGGCCAGAAUCAGGAGAGAAAAACUACAUCCCUAUUACUUAGGAAUGAUUUUACAUCCCAUUUUUUUGUAAAUUGAGAAUAUGCCAUCUUCAUUUAUUUUGCCUAUCCAAGUGUUGUUCUAAAUCAAAUGCCAUCGGUAUGUAUAAAAGAACAACAUUUGUAAAAAUCAAAUGAGAAGGUAAAAGAGGAGCCCAGCAAGCAGAGGUAAGGGGUGAUUUACAUGAGAUUCAGGGGCUUCAUCUCUCCAGAAAUGGAAAUGUUUUGGCCAGAGGCUAGAAUGAGAAAGCACAGAAUUGAAUGUCCCUCAGAAGAGCCAUUUUGAGAAUUUGCAGUGGAUUGAUAUAAGAUGUCCUGGAAGGAUGUCCCACAAGAGGGAGCCUGUUAGAGGAAUUUAAGAGAAACAAGACAUUACCACAAAGACUCAUAACCACAAACCCAGUUAGGAACCUGAUUUGUGCAUUUUUUUUUUUUUUAUGUGAGUGACCCUAGAUUUUUGGCAGGAUCUGGGAGCAUCACAGAACCAGGGAUCAGAAGAUCCAACUUCUAGCUAGAUAUAAUGGCCUGUAAACCCUGUGACUCAGAAGGCCAGCCUCAGUGACUUAGGGAGACCUUGUCUCAAAAUAAAAAAUAAAAGGGUUGGGGAUAUAGCUCAGUGGUAGAGCACCCUUGGGUCCAAUCCAGCUUCUAGUUUUGGUGCAGUUAUUUACUAGCCAAUUCUUUUCAGGUCAGUUAAUCACUCUAGGCUUUAGUGUAUUUGUUAUACCAGAUAUCUGAUAUCUUCUGGCUCUUAAACUUUACAAAUUAGAUCCUACUGGUGUCACAUGUUGGGAGCAGGCUCUUCCAUGUGUGAAUUUUCAUGUUUAGAGAGGACAGAAGUAGGUAGGCUGAAUCUCUGGUUCCUCUCCUGCUCCUUGGCUUGCCCCCAUAUUCUCAGAGGAAAGGUAAAAAUUUAUUUCUGCCAGUAGAGUUGGCAUAUUCCUUCCCAACUAAACGCCACUUCAACCUAGCCUUUAGCCUCUCCUAUUCCUACUUCGUAACAGUAUUUUGCAGACAGAGCUUAAUGGGUUGUCACAUAUAUUGAGUCUUAUUCCUAAGAGUUUGUUUUUUGUAUUGCACAUCUACUGAUGCACUUAUGCUGUGAGAUGUGAGCUCUUGAGUGGUAAUGUGUGACUUACUUAUGAACCUGCCACCCACCUUCCUCUGUCCUCUCUGUGCCACUCCCAAUACAGAGAUUUUUUUUUUUUUUUUGGCAGUGCUAGGAAUUGAAUCCAGCACCUUUCACAUACUAUGCAAGAGUUCUACUACUGAGCUCUAUCUCCAACCCAAGCAGGAGUUAUUAUUACUACUACUACUAUUAUUAUUUUAUUUAUUUAUUAUACCAGGUAUUGAACUCAGGGAUGCUCACCACUGAGCCACAUCCCCCUCCCUGUUUUUAUUUUCUAUUUUGAGACAGGGUCACCCUAAGUUGCUUAGGGCCUCUCCAAGUUGCUUUGAACUUGUGAUCUUCCUGCCUCAGGCUCCUGAGCUUCUGAGUGCACCACCAUGCUCAACUUCAAACAGGAACUAUUAAAUGCUAUUGGUGGGAGUGGAGGUUACUGUCUUUCAAUAUUUUUCCUAGUUCCUAUCCUUAUGACUGGACAAUCAGCUUCUUGCAUAUGUUCCCUGUGUCCUCUCUACAAAUUCUAAGUCACUGCAUA
Marmota monax (woodchuck) is the source of this 7315-nucleotide messenger RNA. It is a transcript of the gene Znf774, whose product is annotated as zinc finger protein 774. The transcript is spliced from 3 exons. Lineage: Eukaryota; Metazoa; Chordata; Mammalia; Rodentia; Sciuridae. The coding region runs from base 1599 to 3053 and encodes 484 amino acids. The record is from RefSeq and is a predicted model, not a curated record. Gene Ontology annotation, biological process: regulation of cytokine production; regulation of immune system process; negative regulation of transcription by RNA polymerase II.